AUGGGAGUCUGGCUCCUUUCCCUGCUAACUGUGCUGCUGUCUUUAGCCCUGGAAACUGCUGGACAAGGAGAAAGGAUUAUAGAUGGCUACAAGUGUAAGGAAGGCUCCCACCCGUGGCAGGUGGCUCUGCUCAAAGGCGAUCAGCUUCAUUGUGGAGGAGUGCUGGUGGGUGAAAGCUGGGUGCUCACAGCAGCCCACUGCAAAAUGGGUCAGUACACGGUGCAUCUGGGCAGUGAUAAGAUAGAGGAUCAGAGUGCCCAGAGGAUCAAGGCUUCAAGGUCAUUCCGACACCCUGGCUACUCCACAAGGACCCAUGUCAAUGACAUCAUGCUUGUGAAGAUGGAUAAGCCGGUCAAGAUGUCAGACAAGGUGCAGAAAGUCAAGCUUCCUGACCACUGUGAACCCCCAGGGACAUCGUGCACCGUCUCUGGAUGGGGCACCACAACCAGCCCAGAUGUGACCUUCCCCUCGGAUCUUAUGUGCUCGGAUGUGAAGCUCAUCUCCUCCCAGGAGUGCAAGAAGGUGUAUAAGGAUCUGCUGGGGAAAACCAUGCUGUGUGCUGGCAUUCCCGACUCUAAGACUAACACAUGCAAUGGUGACUCAGGGGGGCCCUUGGUGUGCAAUGACACCCUUCAAGGUCUGGUGUCCUGGGGAACCUACCCUUGUGGCCAGCCCAAUGACCCAGGAGUCUACACUCAAGUCUGCAAGUACCAACGGUGGUUGGAGGACACCAUGAAAACCUAUCGCUAACGUGCCAGGAGGGCAAGCUGCCAGCCUGGAAGGCUGUGUAAAGCCCUGCCUGGCUUUACCUUUCCUCCAGGACAUAGCAAAACCUCAACACUACGUUAAGUUUAUAAGCCAAUCAGAACCCCAGAGACCUAAAAGCAAAUCAAGUCAGGAGACUGAGAAACCUGAGGGCUGUGGAAGAUGCCAGAAGAAUAAAACUUCCAAAUGCAGUAGCUUGAGGAUUCCUACGGUCCUUUAUUGGAAAGUGGCUGCUAACUGUGAGACCUUCAUCCCCUGCCUUGGACUCAGGCCAUCCAUUUCUAGAGUUCUUUAAAAAAAAAUAGAAUCAAAUUUGGAUUCAUUACAUUACUUAUUGUAGAGGAAAAAGAACGGAAACCGCCAACAUGUCCACAAUAGUAGAUUAUUUCAGUGAAAGUUCGAUUUCUCUCACUACGAAGUUGUGGGAAAUACUGCGUAUGCUGUAGUGCUCAGCCUUAUCCCUGAGGGACUGUUGUUGUCUGAUGUUUAAUGGGAACAUGGGCUGGACAUACCCAAUGAAUACUGAUGAGACAGAAUAAACUCUGAGUGAUAUCGAUGUGUGUGUUCAUAGCCUGGAAAAUAAUGUUGGGGAGCUGGGAGCAUUGAUGGUGGAGGGAAGAGACCUAUGAGGAAGAGUUGGCAAGAUGGCUCAGUGGGUAAGAACACUUGCUGCCAAGCCUGACAUGGCCUCUAGGGCCUACACGGUGGAAGGGAGUAACUGAUGCCUGCAUACUUCCCCCUGACCUCCAGAUGUGCGAAGGCACAGGUGUACCUGCACACAUACAUUGACACAAAACCAGAUUGAAGUGUAAAU
Rattus rattus (black rat) is the source of this 1579-nucleotide messenger RNA. RefSeq names its product kallikrein related peptidase 7 (gene Klk7). Lineage: Eukaryota; Metazoa; Chordata; Mammalia; Rodentia; Muridae. Gene Ontology annotation, biological process: proteolysis; positive regulation of antibacterial peptide production. The transcript is spliced from 5 exons. The record is from RefSeq and is a predicted model, not a curated record. Gene Ontology annotation, molecular function: serine-type endopeptidase activity. The coding region runs from base 1 to 750 and encodes 249 amino acids.